Messenger RNA from Penaeus chinensis, 769 nucleotides. RefSeq lists its product as uncharacterized. The transcript is spliced from 8 exons. Lineage: Eukaryota; Metazoa; Arthropoda; Malacostraca; Decapoda; Penaeidae. The record is from RefSeq and is a predicted model, not a curated record. Bases 122 to 769 code for a protein of 215 amino acids.
CUGGGCAGUUCCUCGCCCCGGGUCUGCCAGUGAGGCUGCGGCGGCGGCGACAGACAGAGGUGGAGACACACGCUCUGUAUCGACACUACAUCGGAUUGACGAGCGCCGAGGAGAGCGAGAGAUGGCGCUGGGCCGCGCGUGCCUGCCGCUGCUGAUGCUGCUGCUGGCCGCCACCCCGCGCUCGGUUGUUGCCGAACUAAGCCAGACGGUCGGCUGCGGGAGCUACCAGCUGGCGCCCGGGCACAUCCUCACCAUCAAGGGCUCCUCUCAGCCCUGCGCCUGGACGUUCACUGGCCCAAAGGACAGCAAAGUCGAGGCCGCGUGUUCGGACGUCUCCAUUCCGAAGACACGAAGAUGCAAUAUUGCAGCUCUUCUGGUCUCCACGCCGAGGACGAGCACGGCCAGGAUGUGCGGCCGGAGGUCCUUCCUGACGCUCAAGAGGAACAGUGACAGCAUGACCAUCUCGAGCGCCCCGAGGAGGAGGUCCAAGAACGUCUUCUCCUGCGACGUCUUCUUGAGGAUGCCAAGCCACGCGCGAUACGACUGCCGUGAGUGGAAACUUUCUCGUUGUUUUCCCUUCGAAGUAAUUGCCGAGUUGACGAAUCAAAACGACGUUAAAGACAGAAUUCCAGAUAAGGCAAAAGGGACAAAUGAAAGAAGAUUCUGCCUCAUAGAUCUCACGACUGAAGGUAGGAAGCUGAGGAUAGGAAUCAGGCGCAUCGUACGGGUUAAAAAGCCCGGCACUCAAAACCAGGGACUUCAGUCUUAA